AUGCAUACAGAUGUGGUGCUGCUCAGCAUCCUCCUCUGGAUGGUCGGGGUGUCUGGGCACUGGCGCCCCAGAGGGCAACAUCUGCGUGCUUAUAGAGAGGUCAGAUUAACAGAAGAUACGUCUCCAACAGAAAGACCCAGUCACAAGAUUGGCGGUAUGCACCCAAAAGGUUCCUUCAUAUGUCCUCAGUUCUUCCCCACCAUCACAUACAGAGAUGUAAAUGAGAAGUUAGUGGCUCUAUGUAAACAGCUGCAUCCUGUUUUUCUAGGGCCUGCUGUCCCAGUUGGAGUGGACGUUCAGGUAGAAAGCCUGGAUGCUAUUUCAGAGGUUGAUAUGGAUUUCACUAUGACCUUGUACCUGAGGCACUACUGGAAAGAUGAUCGUCUGUCCUUUAAAAGCAACACCAACCAGAGCAUGACCUUCGAUGGUCGCCUGGUGAAGAAGAUAUGGGUCCCUGACAUGUUCUUUGUCCACUCCAAGAGGUCUUUUACACAUGACACCACCACCGACAACGUCAUGCUGCGCGUUUACCCCGAUGGCAAAGUUCUUUACAGUCUCAGAGUAACAGUCACAGCCAUGUGCAACAUGGACCUUAGUCGCUUUCCUCUCGACACACAAACAUGUUCAUUGGAGAUUGAGAGCUAUGCAUACACAGAUGAUGACCUGUUACUGUACUGGAAGGAGGGGAACAAGUCUUUAAACACGGAUGAGAAAAUCUCUCUCUCUCAGUUCCUCAUCCAGGAGUUUCAUACGACUACAAAGCUGGCCUUUUACAGCAGCACAGGCUGGUACAAUCGUUUGUACAUUAACUUCACGCUCCGGCGGCACAUCUUUUUCUUCCUGCUGCAGACAUACUUUCCUGCCACUUUAAUGGUCAUGCUGUCCUGGGUGUCCUUCUGGAUCGACCGCAGGGCUGUUCCCGCCAGAGUGCCCCUCGGUAUAACUACUGUGCUAACCAUGUCCACCAUCAUCACCGGAGUAAAUGCCUCCAUGCCCAGGGUGUCUUACAUCAAAGCUGUGGACGUCUAUCUGUGGAUCAGCUUCGUCUUCGUGUUUCUGUCCGUCAUAGAAUAUGCUGCAGUCAACUACCUGUCCACUCUACAGGAGCGCAAGGAAAGGAAACUGCGUGAGAAGCUGCCAUGUACUUGCGGCAUAGCUCACCCUGGCAUGAUGUCAGCGAGCUACAGCGAGGUGGACGUCAACACCACAGGAAACUACGGCAUGCCGGAGGAGAAUGGAGUAAGAAGACAAAGAAUGCUGGUUGAACUGGCCAUGGAGACGGACCAGGUGACCGGCCAUGUUGGCUCCAGGGCCUACAGCAGCGUCUGGAUUGACACACACGCCAUAGACAAGUACUCCAGGGUCAUCUUUCCUGGGUCAUAUAUCCUCUUCAACAUCAUCUACUGGUCUAUUUACUCUUAA
Cyprinodon variegatus (sheepshead minnow) is the source of this 1422-nucleotide messenger RNA. Its product is annotated as gamma-aminobutyric acid receptor subunit rho-1-like. Gene Ontology annotation, cellular component: synapse; neuron projection; membrane. Gene Ontology annotation, molecular function: GABA-A receptor activity; extracellular ligand-gated monoatomic ion channel activity; neurotransmitter receptor activity. Gene Ontology annotation, biological process: signal transduction; regulation of membrane potential; monoatomic ion transmembrane transport. The record is from RefSeq and is a predicted model, not a curated record. The transcript has 10 exons. Bases 1 to 1422 code for a protein of 473 amino acids. Lineage: Eukaryota; Metazoa; Chordata; Actinopteri; Cyprinodontiformes; Cyprinodontidae.